This is a messenger RNA of Penicillium salamii, 1773 nucleotides long. The record is from the annotation of a GenBank genome assembly. NCBI's taxonomy places the organism in Eukaryota, Fungi, Ascomycota, Eurotiomycetes, Eurotiales, Aspergillaceae.
AUGGGGCCUCCCGGCAACCACCACCGUCGGCGCAGCUCCAUGCUUACCGGGGCAGGGCGAUCACAACCGGCUCCAACAGACCGGAGAGACGAAGGCAUGUGGUCGCAUGCAGAUGGGGCGAACAAACGCGAAGAGCAGGAACCUUUGACGGCAGAGGACACCGAUGCGUCCGAACAUUCAUCCGCCGCCGAGAGCCUGGAGCUGGACCCGAUCAGCUCGGACGAUGACCAAUAUGAUGAGGAAACCGGUCUCACAACAAAUCAAAGACGUCAGCGACGUCGUCGGCGAAGACAGCGUCGCAAGCUCGACGCUCGAAUCGCGGAUGUCAAGGGCCAGGGAAACAUUCGCGAGAUACUCUCGGAUCGCAAUGUGGUGAAGAGGUUGCUCAUCAAUGGCGCACUGAUCCUGAUGUGGUACCUCUUCUCCUUAUCGAUCUCAAUAUAUAACAAAUGGAUGUUUUCCGAGAGCGAUGUCGUCUUCCCUUUCCCUCUUUUCACAACAAGCUUGCACAUGCUCGUCCAAUUCACUCUUGCCACAAUAAUAUUAUGGAUAUUCCCAUCGCUUCGUCCACGGCAACCGGCCGGGUCUGCGACCACCUCCCCCAUUGAUGGCCCCGAAGAGCCACAACCUCUCAUAUCUAAAUUCUUUUACUUUACUCGCCUCGUCCCGUGCGGUGCUGCCACCUCGCUCGACAUUGGCCUUGGAAACAUGUCCCUCAAGUUCAUUUCUCUUACUUUCCUGACCAUGUGCAAAUCAUCUGCCUUGGCUUUUGUACUCUUAUUCGCCUUCCUCUUCCGUUUGGAAUCGCCGUCCAUGAAACUCAUCAUCAUCAUCGCCACAAUGACCAUAGGUGUGGUGAUGAUGGUCGCUGGAGAGACUGCGUUCAAUGCACUUGGCUUUUCACUCGUCAUUGCAUCUGCGUUCUUCUCGGGAUUCCGGUGGGGCUUGACCCAGAUCCUCCUGCUACGCCAUCCGGCCACUUCAAACCCCUUCUCCACUCUUUUCUUGCUUACUCCCAUCAUGUUCGUUUCUCUGAUCACCAUCGCGCUGUCUGUUGAGGGUCCCCACGAGAUUUACAAGGGAUACCUUAAGCUCGCUAGCGUGCAUGGCGACUUGAUGGGCACUUUCCUACUCAUUUUCCCUGGAGUCCUUGCAUUCUGCAUGAUUUCCUCUGAGUUCGCACUUUUGAAGCGUUCUUCCGUUGUCACAUUGAGUAUCUGCGGUAUAUUCAAGGAGGUCGUGACAAUCAGCGCAGCGGGCAUCAUUUUCCACGAUAAGCUCACAGCGGUCAACCUCACCGGUUUGGUCGUGACAAUCAGUAGUAUCGCAGCAUACAACUAUAUGAAAAUCGCAGGAAUGCACGCCGAGUCCAAGGAGGACGAUUGGAGUCGCGAGUCGAGUCCGAUGACCGAUACCGAAGGCGAAGGCGAGUACAGUGGUGGUGAGCGAGGUGACUAUCGUCAAGUUGCACCCCAAGACUCGAGCAUCGUCAGCCCAGUACCGGGAACUCGGUUCAAUGAGGAGACCUCACCAGCCGGUGACCAGCGCCGCUCAUUCCGGGUCCGCGCCAGCGGCUCCCGACACGGACUUUCCAUUUCCACCACCAUCCCAGAAGAUGAUGGACUACCGACGCCCAUCAAGUCCGCUCCCCCAACUAUUACAACUAUGGCUGAGGCGGGAUUUCCUCAGCUUAAUGCCUCUACUCGCGAAGCAUCGCCGGCCAUACAAUCGACCUCAUCGACCUCGCCUACUCGAGGCCAACAUUUCACUUAG